AAAGUCCUGUGCUUGUAAUGAGGCAGUGCCAUUGCACCACUUAAUCCAUGUAAAUCAUGUGUGUCGAGAUGGAUUUGAAGUGAAACGUGUGUUCACACCAGGAACUUUGAGCUGAAGGAAUCCUCCUUCCUUCCCUUUGUUCUUGUCUUUUGGUCUCCUUUGGCCUCUGAUUUAGUUUGCGGCAAGCGGACACUACCAGCCUCAGGAAUGGCACUACUCCCAUAUCCACAAUGCCAUUUUGGGCCCAUUUGGGGAACUGAUGACAGAGGAUGACCUCAACCUUAUCGAGAAACAAAUUGAGAACCUGCAAGUCAUGCACAAAGUUUCAGAAGUUGAGAAGGAGCUGGAAGAACUUGAGCGGGAGCUUCACCAGCUCCUUCCAGUUUCUGCUGCCCUCAAUCAAGGGCACUUCUCAGUCAAUCCAAAGCAGGUACAUGGCCAAGCUGAAGAUCUUCCAGCCUGGUGCAGCAAGAUUUCUACCCUGCUCAAGAGUAUGGCCAUUCUUCUUGCCACCCUGGGGGGGAAAGAGAUAGACAUCUUGGAUCUAAUAUGUCCUGGAUAUUCUCAAGAAGAGGCGAGGAAUGUGAGCCCAGGUCAAUCGGAACUAGGAGAAUCCGUUGGCACUGGCUUAAUUGGACGAUCUCAGUCCUUCUCAACAAGAGAGGAUGUAGAGAAGGAGAUAAAGCAGUGUGGAGUUUCAGUGAAGAACCUCAAGGCCAAUUAUGAAAUUCAUAAUGAGCAGUCUAUAGAUAGCAAUGCAAAUAGGGUGUACAUGCGCAAAAGGUCACUCCCUGUGGUCAGUCAGUCUAGUUAUUGUCCAGAGACAAUUUGUGAGGAUGAUGUCCCUUGUUCCUCUGCUGAGGUCCCUCAGUCCCAUACCAAUGGAGAUUUACCGUUAGUGGAACAAUCAAUCUUACCACUUGUUGAAGAGCCAGUUAUUAUCGCAUCUCAUGCUCCUAAGUCGUAUGCGCCCUCUGAGGUAAUGGCUCCAACUAACAUUGAACACUUCAAUCAGGUUCUUUCUGCAGACCCCGUUUUAAAUGAUGGUCAAUUAACAAGAAGCUUGGAGGUUCAGACAGAUCUAAGCUAUGUCCAGGAAUGCAUUGAAAUGAGGAAAGAAAGAAUUGUCUUCCUGUUCCUUGAACACUGGCGGAAGUAUACCAUCUCUGAAACGUACCAGACUAAACACACUGGUAAGAGAGGAAGUCAUUUAAACGUUGGCUGGGAGGACUACAACCAAUUUAGUGCACAGAUCGGUGGUGAAAUGCAGAGCGAAGACGAUAAACUCCUCCUUUUCAUGAAGUCGAAGCAGGUGGUAGGGAAUCUGAUUGGCCACUGGAGGACAAUUAUGAGUCAAGUGCCCACACGCCAGAUCCGCAGGCUGAGUCGUGUCCAGAUGAUCUACUGGCCAGAGCACUUCUUGCCCCACAUCAACGGCUUGCCUGUGAGUUAUAAAAGCCUAACCCUUGACCUCUUCAUGCUCGGAUACUUCCAGUUGUUGGAAAUGAACAUGUCUCGCAGUGAGCGCAAAUUCCGCCACCUCUUGUGCUACGAGAUGUUUGACCGUCUUGGCAGCCAUAAAUGGGAGGUCAUAAGGCAGUUUCACAAGGAGGUCAUGGAGGAAAUUGAGAGAGGGAAGCGAGACUGGGCAGAUGGUUUUGAAGACAUAAAACACAAGUAUUUUGGAGACUCAAUUGAUGGGGGAGGUGUGAUGACUGCUUCUCUACAUUCCAUGUCUCCUGACAUGUCCAUUAUGCAGGAGUCACUCCCUCCCCCACCUUCUCAUGCUCCACCUCCUCCACCACCUACCCAUCCUGCUCCACCAGCCCCACAAUCAAAUGUUUCUCAAGCAUCAUCACCUGCUGCACCUGCUGCCAUAUCUGACAAUGGCCAGUGUGUGGUGCCGGGAACCCUGCAGAAUUCAUUGGAGGAACAUACUCGGGGGGAUUUAAAAAACAGUGAGCAGAUAUCAUCAAAUGGGGCAGUAGUUUCUAAUGGAAAAGGUUCAGAGCAGGAUCAUACGCAGAGUUCGACAACCGAAACUGAACAACACACUGAUGCAACGGCAAAAGCCGAGACACUGCAGGACACCACAGAAACUACAGGACCAGAUCCAGUGAAAGUUGUUCCGCCUCUUACUGUUAAAAUGAUACAGGAACCCGAUGUUGAUAAACCUCCACACAGGGAUGAACAUAAUGAAGACUCAAUUAAAGUGAUCUAUGAGCUAAAAGAGUUCAGCAAUGAGGAGAUCAUCAGAUACAUUGACCGAAGCUUUGCCUUUUGGAAAGAGAGGGAAGCUGAGCUUUUUGAUAUCUAACAAUAAUGUGGACUAAGGGUUCACUAAAAGACCAGUUCACCUGUACAACCAGAGAAGAAAUGCAUAAAAAGCAGGAUCAGGUAAACUAACCUGCGAAGUGGAGUAUGCUUAGAAAGGAAACUAAUCUGGUGUGUUAGCUAUUAGGCGCACGUCACAUAAGGGACUUAACUGCAGAAAAGCAAAGAGCAUCCACUUAGCUGUACUGACUUUACCUUUUGUAUAUGCUGAAGUGGACGAAAAGAAAGCAUGUGAUGUCAAAAGACACAAAUUUACUACAAGCAUAUAUUUUAGAAUUGUGCUGAACCGAGAGCUUUUUUAAUCUAAUAUGACUGCCAUGGCACACUACUUCUAGGAAAGAUAUUAAAAGGAAAAGAUUUGCCAUAAAAGUCAUGUAGUGCGUUUGUUCAAGACAUCUUUGUAAUGAAAGACAUAACUGGUAAAUCUUUGCACACUAGAAAUAAAAUACUGACAGUUUGAUAAAACUAAUCAAUUCAUUCUUGAUACCCAGUAAGAGGGAAACACAUUCAAAUCAUUUAUGGGAUCUUUGUUGUUUGAAAGCAAAGGCAAAGAAACAAGGUCUUUAAUGGGUUUGCAAGAGUUUAUGGUUACUUUGUGGUUCACAGAUGGCCCUUGUCUUCAAGCCUGAGACUGUGUGCUUUUGUUUAUAGACUGUGUGCCUGUCAUUAUAUACUAAAAAGAUGAACAGGAAUAAAUGCAAGGCUUGCAGAAAGCGAUCUGAGCUUUUUCAUUAGUAAUUCACAGCUCAAAAUUGCAAAAAAAAACUAAUUUCUGUCAGCAAAUUUAAGCAUUAAUUUGACAAAGCUGUUAUCAACUAAAGUUAAACAUCAAAUCAAAGAUUGUAAUCGUCCGUUCCUUCAUUUUUGUUACUCUGUUUAUAAUUUGAGUGUUGUUGAGAGAUCUGUUCAAGCUUUACAUCAUUUAAAUGUGUGAUCCUUUAUUAUUUUGGUUUCUACAUUCCUGAUGGAAAUAAAGUUUGUUGACAUUUUUGUGAUUAAAUGACUUCAGUAGUUCUUUCCUAAAACAUUCUACUUCAACUGUUGCGGUUACUCAACUGACAAACAUGGCCGACGUAAUAUGUCAAUUAUCUGAUAUACAGUAUGUACCAAUGAAAGAGAUAUUGUCUAGCACCGAUUGCGUAAUCCUCGGCUGCGACGUUUCCAGCAGUGAAGAACCACACUAUGCUCAUAGUGUCUCUUCUGUCUCCAUCAAGAUUACCUUCGCAUAACCCUCUUAGCACCACCCGCUGUCAUGCUAUCUGUGGCUUACAGGAGGCAUAAGGAGGUUACAGUGAAUCUUCAUCAACUCACAGCCCAAAAAGGAAGGCAGUCAGCUGGUAAACUUAACGGCCUAUACAUAGAUUUGCAUUUAUGUACAGUAUUUGUCAUUGAUUUGGUGAAGCUAUUGCACAGUAUUGAGUGCGUGGUGAAUGUUUUUGAUACUACAUUGAAGUUCUACAGUGGAAGUCAUGAACAGAACCACCAUUUGUUCCACUUGUAAUCCAUCAAGCUUGCACACUGCACAAGGUCAAAUAUUUGUAUUUACAGAACUGCUUAAUACAUAUGCGAUUGACCGUUAAGUCAACACUAAGUCCAGACAAUGGAGAGCAUUAGCAGAUAAAACAUAACAAAGACUGUUAAAGUUGUUGAAUUGAUAUUGACUUCAUUGUCUAGGAAACCAGAUGGAAAGAUUGUAUUAAAUCUAAAACUAUACUGUACAAACCUGGCAACAGGUUGUGUAACUGACUAUUUAUAGUUGAUUUAAGCAGAGGUCUGCUCAGGCAUGACAUAGAUAUCCCGUUGUAGCCUGUAUCCACAUCAAGACUGAAUCGGACUCGCAAUGCAUGUCAAAUUCAUGACCAACGGCAACACACAAGAACAUAAUACGAGUAGCUAAUAAGCUGUUCCUUUAACAUGCCAGCAAUAACACUACACACGUCGCCAACUGCUACCAGCACAUGAUUUCUCGAAUAUCACCAAUAUUAGCCAGAUGAAUGUGGCUGAUAAAAGUGAAUUCAGAACUUCUUCCUCAGAGGAUUAUUGGAAAUUUUGAGAAACUUGCCUGUAAACAAUAUUUUCAUCUAUCAUCAAUUGUAAUAGAUGCUCGCCAGGCUAUUGCAAUGUAUUGGCUACACCCUCGGACUCAAACGGAUGUAGUCUGUUGGCGCAGAGGAAGACGACCCGUCAUAAAGACUAAUAACCUUUUUUGUUCCAUUGGGUAUAGGCUGGGUAACAGAAGUUCAUUUCUAACUGGACAGGUUUGAAUCUUGUGCAGAGUUUGCGUGUUCUCUCCAUGUUCAUCUGGUCUCCAUUCAGGGCUCUAGUUACCUCUAAAAGACACCCUAUGUUGUGAGGGAAGAUGAUUUCACUAAUGAUCUUAAUGUUAAUGUGACUGAUUAAAUGAAAGUCAAAUGGGCAGUGCAUAACUAACUUUGCUGAGCUUAGAGGUUCAAAAAGUCACUGAUGAACUACUUCCACUCAUGCAAGUUGGUUUGUAUGGAUGUACUAACUCAACUCUGCAAUACUGCACACUCUAAUUAUUUGUGCAUGUCCCUUUCCUGCUGAUCAUACAACAUAGCUGGUAUUGAAUGUUGGAUAUGACCCAUUUUUAAGUACCAAACACAAGUACAUCUUUGAUGACAUCUUUAAAUGAACAGUAGUAAAUAAGUUGUUCCAAUAGCAAUACAACCCACAAUUGGACAUUUUAUUAAUUACCAACUCACAUGUGCACUUCCACACUUCAUAGCAAAUCGAUCAGCAAAUUUUUUUUUUUUGAUUUAUUUAUUAUUUUUUUUUUUUCUUGCUCUGUAAUUCCCGGGGGAAUCAUUAAAAAUGUACCGUGUAUAUAAUCUUACCUGGGAUAAUGUUUGCCGGGGCAAGUGAAAUGCUUCAGUCAGAGGAAUGCGAAAGGGUAAUCUAUAUCUCGUCGGGUGAAGAUGAGAAAUCCAAGAUUGCUGCCCUCUUUCUCUCCCCCCGCUCCACCUCCGAUUACAGCCUGAAAGAGAGAAAAGGAUCCAGUUACCGUUUGUGUGCGCCAUCUGCCAAAAUUGUCCUGUAAAACAGUGUCUUGUCCAUUGAGAAGGCUUUAUCUUAUUUUACAGAAGUAGGAGAAGAGAACCUAUUGUGAGUGUAUGUGUGCUCUAUUUGCUGUUGUAAGUACAUACAUCUGUUUACACAGUACGCUAUAUGCUCUAUAUACGCAGUUCCAUAAAGCCCAUCUGUCAAAGGUUUGACAUUUGAGAAUGUGUAUACUGGACUAAUACGUUGAGCUAAUGUUUCAUUACAGAUUUGCUAUGCAGGUGUUGUCCUGCUCUCUCCAGCAUGUAGAGAGGCUUUAUGCGAGACUGCAAGCAUGAAGCACAUCAAUACCACCUCUGAUUGAGUUUUUCAAAGCCCUUGACCUAACAAUUUCUUACAACCACCAUAGUAUUACAACCACCUUGAAACCCUAGGUAACUCAAGUUUCAGUAGGCAGGUUUAUUGAGUGAAUAACUUUGCAGAGUAAGACCACGGAAAAGCCAAUUUACUGCAACACAAAUUGAUGUAAGUAUUUAAAAACUAACAUGAGUUAUUAAUGACUUUGUUUUUACACAUGUGACUUGUGUGAACUGUGGGAGACCCUUUAUUGCAUUGAACACCAAUUCAAUUGUGUUUUUGAUUAUUUGUAUUGUUCUAAUAAUUUCAGCUGUUAUAGAUCAAAUUCUUUACUGACUGGCAUGGGGCCCCUA
Messenger RNA from Anarrhichthys ocellatus (wolf-eel), 6062 nucleotides. Its product is annotated as espin-like protein. The record is from RefSeq and is a predicted model, not a curated record. Gene Ontology annotation, molecular function: actin filament binding. Bases 260 to 2317 code for a protein of 685 amino acids. Gene Ontology annotation, cellular component: cytoplasm. The transcript has a single exon. NCBI's taxonomy places the organism in Eukaryota, Metazoa, Chordata, Actinopteri, Perciformes, Anarhichadidae. Gene Ontology annotation, biological process: actin filament bundle assembly.